AUGCUGGCGGCUCACAAAGACCAAGAGAAUCUGGCGUUUAGCCGUCAGGCUGGAGGCUCGAAAGCGCUCAACCAAAAGCCGAUGGGGGCUCGAUAUCACAAAACGCCCCUCAAGGUGCCCCUAAAUGAUGAGAACGCUCCAACUGGGCUUGGGAAGAGCGUUCUGGGAGCAAAAAAUGGAAACACAAUGCUUCGAACUGUUGGUAAAGGCAAAGCCGCGCCUGCCACUCCAUCAGAACCUCUUACAGCACGCGCACCUCUGGGCAACAAAACGACCAAUGCGAAAGCAAGGACUGGACAAAUCCAAGGCGUCAAGAGCAUUGUUCGAGAGAUUGAGAAGAGCCAAGCCCCCGCCACUAUCAACAGACCACCAAAGCAGACGUCGACCAACCGGACUGAGUCGGGCAAGCUCGAUGUCCACACCGAUGCCCCCACGGGUCCUGUAGCGGAGGAAGAGAUCGAAUACGCGCCUCCGAGGGUAGAGAUACCUUACGAAUCGGAGGACUUCAAGGAUGGGGUACUCAGCUAUGAUGGUCUAAAGCCUCAGAACCGGUUGAGGAACUAUUACCCCUACUACCAUGAUGCCCAGCGGACUGAGCGACGCACAAAGGCCGUCGCAUCUCGGGCUUCUAAGGAUAUCGAGGCUAGCUGGAAGGACAUCGCGGAUGAAUGGGCAGUGGGCGAUGUUUCCAACGCGGCAAACUAUCUUCAGCGGAAAUCAGCAAAGAACGCAGCUGCAGCUAGGUCAACCACAACCUCUACCAUCCCCACCGGCAUCGCAUCAAGAGCGCCCUCAACAAUCGUCUCACGGAAUGCUGCUGGAGCUCUCGGAUCCGCUCCAAGGCCGGCGCUAGCCCCGAGGCCCGACUCCGUGAAGCCACUCAACAAGCCGGCCCGGGUACUUCCCUUUGGUAUCACCGGAAACAAGCCUGCUCAGCGUGCGAUCCGACCUCGUGAAACUUCUGCAGAGGUCGCUGCGGCAGUAUCCAAAUCCACCCUUGGAUACAACAAAGGACGCACUGCAUCCUCCAUGAUUAACGGACGCCAAACCAUGACUACGAACGGACCCCCGGCAACAGCCCCGCCACGCAACCCAAGCUCAGCCUCUGUGCGCACCCCUAGUGUGGCAUCGUCGCAUUCUCGAGAGUCAACAAUCACGCCGGCACGGUUUGCGAAGAGUCAGGCGGAUAAAGAGGCUGAGGAUGAGGCCCAAAAGAAGCGCAUUCCGUUCUUGUCAAUUUUCGACGUGGAGAGUGAAGAUGAGAACGAUGAACCCGCUUCUGCUUGUGAUAUCAGCAUUGAAGCGUUCGAACUCACAGAUGACCUGUAG
Molecule: messenger RNA, 1329 nt
Organism: Pyricularia grisea
Lineage: Eukaryota; Fungi; Ascomycota; Sordariomycetes; Magnaporthales; Pyriculariaceae
Exons: 2
Coding region: 1-1329 (442 amino acids)
Source: RefSeq, a predicted model, not a curated record